GUCAACAACUAGAGAUAUUGCCAGUGGUUUGAGUUUCAAGGGUGUUUUGCCUUGGGCUUAUCUGUGGGUUUUAUUCAAAGAAAGGCUUCAAUUUUAAUCAUUUUUGAAGUUUGUUUGGUUCGAGUAGUAGGGUUUCUUCGAUGGUGGAACCAAGUCACUCCUCAGAAGAAAAGCGCGUUACGCUGAAUCCAAUGGAACCACCAGUGGUUUCAGUGACUGGCGAUGAACAACAAGCACUCCUUAGCCUCUUAAGUACAACAACAUCCUCAAGUUCUACGCAGAUUAAGAGUUUCAACGGUGAAGUUGAACCGAAAGCUUACAUAUCACGUGAUAUAUUUACAUUACCUUCGAGCCUGCGUAUUCAAAAGGGUGUAUCUACCGAAAAUGUAUCGGCUUCUGUUGGAAUUGCUUCUCUAAGUUCAGAGAGACAGGGCUGUGACUCAAAGGAAGUGGCAGGAUGGUAUUCUUCCAAUCAAGCUCCGUUAACUUCACAUAAUAGUCACGAGAAUGGGAAAUGGUCGCAUUUUGAAUCUUCAUCACAAGUUCCUUUGAACGCUUUCUCAGCAUCGUCACGCAUUCCUUUGAAUGAGGAGCACUAUUAUGAAAAAAGUAAUCCGCUGCUAUCUACUAACAAUGAAUUGAGCACCAUAUGGAAACGUGGAAGGAAGCAGAAAUAUGCUCAUUUAAGUGCAGAUGAAAGAAAAGCCAUUCGAGCUGCACAAAAUCGUGAAGCUACUCGUCGAUCUAGGGAACGCUCACGAGUUCGGUAUGAAAUGAUGGUAGAAGAGCUUAAUCGUCUACGCAAGGAAAAUGCAGAACUUUGGAGAACAAGAGAAGUCAUCAUAGCUUUAUUAAAGCAGCACAACAUCAAUAUUCCAGACUCAGUGAUUGAAGUUGUCCGCACCAGUGGUAACUUGACUUCUACUAAAGAUUUUGGUGACGUCUCGUCUUGCAAUGAAUAUUAUAAAAGUUCGUUUUCUCCGGGGGCCUCAUAUCCUUUUAGUGACUUGCCUUUUCAGGAGAUCCCUAGCCGUUCAACUGUUCUUCAACCUCAUAUGUAAAGCUUGUUUACUUGUAUAAUUUCUUGAAUUUAGUUGCGUCCUCCGUAGAAUUUCAGUAUCUUAUUUUCGGUUUCUUUUGAGUAAGCACUUGUGGAGGACUGUUUAGAAAUUGAAUUGAGCUGAGUGCAAGCAACAAGUGACAUCUUCGCUUCUCAUGUGGCUUGUUUUAAUUUUUUUGGUUUUAGAGUUGGUCUUAACUUACAGACAGAUAAAAGCAUAUCAAAUUGAUUACAUUAGCGAAUCAUUAUCGAUGUGUCGUUUCAUUUUUCCCAAAAUUCAACGCAAUCACAAAGCCAUUUUUCCAGACAGCUUCAGAAAACGAACCGACCUUGGAGCCAGUCUUGUCGGUUUUCUAUUGCUUUUUGUAUUUGCAAGUUUGUUUCUAACAGAAUAUCCACCUGAAUAAUUGCGAUUUCUUCGCUGAAAAACAGUUUCUUCUUGGCUUCAAGUCUUUAUUUAAGGUUAGCAAUAAGUCUGCAGACGAAAACGACAACUGGCGUGACGACUCACUUUGUAAGAUUGAACUCUCAUGCGUUUCUUCUUU
Molecule: messenger RNA, 1605 nt
Organism: Galdieria sulphuraria
Lineage: Eukaryota; Rhodophyta; Bangiophyceae; Galdieriales; Galdieriaceae
Exons: 1
Coding region: 141-1061 (306 amino acids)
Biological process (GO): regulation of DNA-templated transcription
Molecular function (GO): DNA-binding transcription factor activity
Source: RefSeq, a predicted model, not a curated record